Molecule: messenger RNA, 336 nt
Organism: Geosmithia morbida
Lineage: Eukaryota; Fungi; Ascomycota; Sordariomycetes; Hypocreales; Bionectriaceae
Exons: 2
Coding region: 1-336 (111 amino acids)
Source: RefSeq, a predicted model, not a curated record
AUGGGACAUCGCCCCGGAAGAAGCUCGGGUGAGCUCGAGAUCGUCAAUCAGCCGUUGAUCGACGCACGGGAUGCGGUCCUUGAGGAGAAGGCCAAGGCGGUCCCGGUCGGGAAGAAGGUGGACGACCUCAUCUACCCUCUGAGCGAGAUCAGAAGACGAGACAGGGGCGAGGGGUCCGAGACCACCAACCGGAUCGACCAAAGAGCGGUCGGGUUGAAGAAGGAGGCUGCCGAGAGCGAGGCGAUCGGAUCUCGGAGGACGAUUGCCAGGCUCAAGGCAGAUGUCACCGCCGCAGAGGAAUCCACCUGGGCAUCUUCCUUUCCUUCUGCCUCCUGA